Pristis pectinata (smalltooth sawfish) is the source of this 4883-nucleotide messenger RNA. It is a transcript of the gene scly, whose product is annotated as selenocysteine lyase. Bases 234 to 1541 code for a protein of 435 amino acids. The record is from RefSeq and is a predicted model, not a curated record. The transcript has 13 exons. Lineage: Eukaryota; Metazoa; Chordata; Chondrichthyes; Rhinopristiformes; Pristidae.
GGGGGUGGGCGUCGCCGCCACCUAGCGCCUUGUGGGAGGGAGGGCGGAUCAGGGAAGAGCAAGUGCUUGCGUAGUGAGAAGUUGGCAAAGGUCAGCACGGACAGCAGCAGACCAAACCGGACAACGGAGAGUGUUUUGCAGAAGUUUGUUGAGUAAUCUAUGAAGUGCUGGAAACAAAUGCAUGCAUUGUGACAACAGAUGUGCCAUUAUUUACUCAAGAUUAUCAAAAGACGAUGGAAAUGCAGAAAGUAAAUGACUCCUCAUCUGAAUACAUUUACAUGGAUUAUAAUGCAACUACGCCUAUGGAGAGUGAAGUAAUCCAGACCAUUACUAAAGCCAUGCAGGAGGCCUGGGGAAACCCCAGCAGUUCAUAUACUCCAGGUAGGAAAGCCAAAGAGUGGAUCGAUUGGUCAAGGGAAACUGUAGCUCAGAUGGUUGGAGGUCACCCAGAAGAUAUAAUUUUUACCUCUGGUGGAACAGAGGCUAAUAAUCUAGUCUUUCACACAGCAGUCAAGUACUUCUUGGACCAUCAGCACCAGUUGGCACAGAACGGUGGGAGAGUGGAGCUUGGAGGGAUUGUUCUGUCAUUACCUCACAUUAUUACAUCAAAAGUUGAACAUGACUCAGUGCAACUGGUGGUGGAAAGUCUGGUCAAGGAGGGAAAAGCAAAAGCUACAUUUUUGCCUGUUUCCAAAGUAACUGGAUGCAUCCAAGUCGAUGAUGUGAUUGCUGCUAUUGGGCCAAGCACUUGCCUUAUUUCUAUUAUGCUCGCUAACAAUGAAACAGGAGUUCUCAUGCCAAUUGCAGAGAUCUGUCAACGAGUGAAGAUCGUAAAUCAACAGAGAGGCAAGGAAAUGCCCAAGAUUCUGCUACACACAGACGCAGCCCAGGCACUUGGCAAACUGCCAGUUGAUGUGCAAGAUCUCAGUGUGGAUUACCUUACAAUUGUAGGACACAAGGUAAAAUUUUAUGGUCCACGGAUUGGAGCCCUGUACGUUCGAGGGCCAGGCACAAGCUCACCAGUGAAUGCCAUGUUCUUUGGCGGAGGCCAAGAAAGGAAGUUCAGGCCAGGUACAGAGAACACACCAAUGAUUGCAGGACUCGGGAAGGCUGCCGAGCUGGUUGUUAAGAAGCUGGAGAUGUAUACCAGUCACAUGAAAGAAAUAAGAGAUUACCUAGAAGUGAACCUGUUGACUGCCUUUGGAAAGGAAAAACUUUAUUUCAACAACCACUUCCAGGGCUCGGACAGCUUACCAAACAUCUGCAAUGUGUCCAUUCUUGGGCCUAACCUACAAGGUCGGAAGGUGCUGCAACACUGCCAAAGGCUUCUGGCAAGCGUGGGAGCUGCUUGUCAUUCUGAAAAUGUCAGUAGGCCCUCGCAUGUGUUACUGAACAGUGGCAUUCCAUAUGAGGUGGCAGAGAAUGCCAUUCGAUUAAGUGUGGGUCGAGCAACGUCAAAAGAGGAUGUAGAUACCAUUAUAGAAGACCUGAAGCAAGCAGUUAGAGAAAUUGAAUUGUGUGCUGCUGAGACUAGACAGUAGCACCUAGAUAAGAACUGGUCACUGCCAGAGAAAGGUAGAAUUACAAAUUGGAACCGUGGGGCCUCUCGCACUUAAAGGGAAUGACCUAAAGAUUCCAACAAUUUGCACCAGUUCUUUCUUAGUAGUGAGACCAAAAUUGGCUAAGAUUUUGAGAAAUUUUUAAUUUAUUAUAUCUACAGCUCAUCCAUGUUAUUAUUAAAUGUUGCUAUAUGGAUUUAUUGUCAUUUUCAUCAAUUUAAACUUGGAUUAAUCACGUGGUAGAGGAGGCACUGUGUUUAUUGUGAUUAAACCCAGUUUCAGAAAAAUUAAUAAAACAGGUCCAAGUGGUAACUGGAAAAUACAUCAAGGAAUUUUUAAAUGUAGAAUUUUAAGAUGCUGUCCAAUUCCCCUGGAUAGUGACAGAUUUUAUGUUCUGAAUGUAUAAAUUUACUUGAGUGGAAUGUUCAAAAAAAUUCUUUUGAAAAUUAGUGCAAUUUCAAAUUCGCGUCCCAAUAACUGAUUGGUUUCAAAGCAGAAACACUCAGAGUAAGUGUUUCCAGGCUGCCCAGCAGAAGAAUGCUGGAAGGCUAUGCAUAAGGUAGCAGGAGCGCUCAAUUCCUACACAAGAUGUGCUUCCUGAUGUCUCAGCCACCUGACCAUGAGCAAUGGAGGCUAGUGCCAGGAUAAUUCCUUGGAAGCAACACAGAGAAUGCCUAGUAGAAUCUGAAUCUGGAAAAUAAAAAGCAAGUGUAUACUUGAUGCAAAUAUUUGAUGUGUAGGAAUAAGGUGGUAAUAUGUCAGUGAUGAACAGCAAGUAUCAGGAGAGCAACUCCAAACUCUUUCAUCUUAUGAUAGUUGGCUGUGCCUCUUGUUUUGGGCCCUAGUGGCUGCAGCAUGUCUCAUGGAAACCUGCUGAUUUUCGGUGGAGGAGACUGCAGGUGGUCAUGGAGGUCAACAUUCAGAUGGUCUGGGCCCAUCUUUGGACCACAACCUCUGAAGACACAGCAGGUAACAAGAAUGCAGAUGGCACUGAGGUGGGGGAAUCUUGUGCUGUUUUAAUAGAGCUCCAUGGAGCUAACGCCAUAACCCCAGGUCAAUGCCUCAAAGGAUUGUCCUUGUAAUAGUUUGUUGGAGUGGCAUGACUCAAAACCUUUUUAACCACAGAUAUCCAGAACCCUGCAGAUUCACUCUGUGAUGGAAAGCUGAGCUUGUAUGGCAGUUGACAAUACUUCCACUGCAACACCUGAUUAUUGGAUGGCUUUUGCUGCAAUGGAAGAUGAGACAUUGGCCAUCAGAUGCUGCAUGUUAGUUGGGUCCACGCUCACUGAAAUGAAGCCAACCACCACUUUUUAAUUGCAGUCAUGUUUUCAUACUUUAUGCAUCUGGUACUUCCCACUGUUAAUCCUGGCAAUGAUUCUGUAAAUUCAGUUCAAUGUUAUGGAAUUCUUUCUUUAAUAAUUUUAUACUGGCUAUCUCCCUUUCUUUCCAGUCCAGAUGAAGGGUCUCGUCCCGAAACGUCAAUUGUCCAUUGCUCUUCAUAGAUGCUGUCUGACCCGCUGAGUUCCUCCAGCUACUUUUUUAUUUUGCUAUUUCUCUAACCUUUCUGCUGUACAUAAAACCCACUCCUUUGACCAAAAGUCACUCCCACCAUCUUCUCAGUUGGAUCAGCGUAUGUGUUCUGUCCCCAGUGCUGACUCUGGGAAAAUCGCUGAGGCUGUAAGUCAUCAUUGUUGAUGAAAAUGUUUGACAACAUUUGGAGGUCGGCAAUCAGCCGUUGUACCUGACUUGAAAUAGGCAUGUGUAUUGUGCAGCAUUAUAACUAGCUUCUUGUAGCUUCUUGGUGGUAUACUUUGAUUUAGUAGCAUGCAGGGUGUGAAAGCUGAGAGAUGUGAGAGUAGGAGUUGUGGUAAGUGUGUGAGAGUAUGAAACUUUUCACAGAUGGAGUGUGGUUGAGAUAUAUUUCAUCGAACAGUGUAGGAAUCUGAUGGGAGAUUUAAUAAUGUAUUCACUCACCCUGACCACAUAAUGCAAAAAACAUUGAAGAGACCAGAUGAACCUACAGAGUUUAACAUAGGACUGCUAGUGCAAUUUUUCUUCAUUUAAUGUAAUACAAUUCAGAUAUUUUUCUCAGCAGAGGUGGGAAAUGUUAAUUCUUGUUGUUUUAUGGUAAAAGCAUGCUGUAUAUUUCAGACAAGGGAAUUGUCUGAUAGAAUUGUGGUGAAAACAUGUAUACUUCACUGUGAUGCUUGCAGUAUUAUUUUGUUGAGAACUGGUUUUCUACCCCAAUUACUUUUCUAGUUGUUAACGCAUUGUAGGUUAAAUGUGGUUACCUAGUAAAGCAAUUGAAUUAUUCAAAUAAAAACAGCAUCUGAAAUCAGCAAAAUCUGUUACAGGAGAAAGCCAGAACUGUUUCAGGUCAUUAAGAUUUCGCCUGAUGUGAGUUCUGGUGAAAGGUCACCAACAUGAUAUAUUUGCUUGUUUCUCUCUCCACUGAUGCUACUUGACCUGGGAAGCAGUGACAUGUUUUUAUUUAAACUUUCCAGAUCCACAGUAUUUUCCUUUGGUAUGAAUUGAAAUUUAGUCAAGUGGCCUAAAUUGACCCAGAACCAAGUCAAACCUUCUUGGUAAAGCUCUGCAGGUGCAGAGAUAAUCAGCCCUUUUUCUCAUAUAUUCUCAUUCAUGGUGUUGUUGCCUAUUGGAGCCAUUAUCAUUCUUUGAGAGAUCUGAAGUUCAAGAUUGUAAAAUUGACCCAAGAACUGAUGCACAGAAUUGGUGCGGUUAUGUGAUAACCGGCAUUGAGUGUGGAGGCUCUAUGCUUCAAUUACAUCCAGCGGCUAACAUCCCAAAGACAGUACUAACCUUCCCUAGGCAGCUUUGCAGAAGGUGAGGGGGUGGUUCAGAGAGGCUGCAUGGUGAAAAUCAUUCCGUGAUCUGAGUCUUCAGUGGCUUAUAGGUGCUAUUCAAACAGGAGCCAUCCCAAAAUGUGGGCAGAUGGCAAACCAUGAUAUUUGUAUCCAAUAGAUAUAGAGCAACCAUUAUACUUUAAUGUUUGAUUAAAAUUUGGUGAGAAAGUUGGGUUCAAUAUAUUUGUUAAUUUAUGAGUUGCGAAAACAAAGUUUAAAGGACAUGUAUAUUUGUAUGUCAUAACAUAUCUCAAAACAUCCCAAACUGCAGUAAGUGCAAAUAUUUUUGUAAAAAAUUUUAACUGUGGCUGCCACUUUCUACAUGUUAAUGAUGAAUGCUGACAUUACUGUAAAAAGGGAUGUUGGGCAGAAUUCAAACCUGAUCAUGUAUUCUAUCAUUCUACAUAGGCAGUGUUCAGACAGUUUAAUGUCUCAUCAAAUCAUGAACUUUGAAACUAUU